Molecule: messenger RNA, 1658 nt
Organism: Onychostruthus taczanowskii (white-rumped snowfinch)
Lineage: Eukaryota; Metazoa; Chordata; Aves; Passeriformes; Passeridae
Product: putative cuticle collagen 155
Exons: 2
Coding region: 5-1033 (342 amino acids)
Source: RefSeq, a predicted model, not a curated record
GAGGAUGAGGAUGAGGAGGAGGAGGAGGAGGAGGCGUGGUGGGGAUGGAGGAGCUGGGAGUGGCUGCUGCUGUUCCAGGCCGGCUCCAUCGGUUUGGGAUGGACGGAGCGGCGCCGGCACUGCCGGCACGGCGCCGACGGCUCAGGGAGCUUCGGGUCUCGGUUUGCCGUGGGGACCCUGGGGAUGGAAAUCCCAACCAUGCCAGGAGAUCUGGGAUGGACAUCCCAACCAUGCCAGGAGAUCUGGGAUGGACAUCCCAACCCUGCCAGGAGAUCUGGGAUGGACAUCCCAACCAUGGCAGGAGAUCUGGGAUGGACAUCCCAGCCAUGCCAGGAGAUCUGGGAUGGACAUCCCAACCCUGCCAGGAGAUCUGGGAUGGACAUCCCAGCCAUGGCAGGAGAUCUGGGAUGGACAUCCCAACCCUUCCGGGAGAUCUGGGAUGGACAUCCCAACCAUGGCAGAGUCCAUCCCAAUCCUUCUAGGAACCCCAACCCUGCCAGAAACCCCAGGAUGGAAAUCCCAGCCUUUCCAGGAAAUCUGGGAUGGACACCUCAGUCCUUCCAGGGUCCAUCCCAACCUUUCAGGGACCCCAGGAUGGACACCUCAAUCCUUCCAGGACCCUCAGGACGGACAUCCCCACCGUGCCAGAGUCCAUCCCAAUCCUCUAGGAACCCCAGCCCUUCCAGGAAUCCCAGAAUGGACAUCCCAACCCUGCCAGGACCCUCGGGACCCCUGGGAUGGACAUCCCAGCCCUGCCAGGAUCCAUCCCAACCCUGCCAGGACCCUCAGGAUGGACACCCCAAACCUUUGGGAUCCUUGGGAUGGCAAUUCCGUCCCUUUGGGGUCUUCUUCACCAUUUUGGGGUGAGAAUUCCAAACAUUUGGGAUCUCCUGCACCAUUUUGGGAUGGGAAUUCCAUCCAUUUAGCUUCUCCUACCCAUCCUGGCAUGGGAUUUCCAUCCCUUUGGGAUCUCCUUCACCAUUUUGGGACAGCAAUUCCAUCCCUUUGGGAUCUUCUACCCAUCCUGGGAUGAGAAUUCCAUCCCUUUGGGGUCUCCUCAGCCCUCUGGGGUCUCCCCCACCAUUUUGGGAUGUCCUGGGAUGGGAAUCCUGACCCCGUUCUGGUGGUUUUGGGGUCUCCUGGAUGAAUCCCAGCCCCUUCCCCGCUGGCCCGGGGAUUUUGAGGUCUGGAUUUUGGGGUCUGACUUUGAGAUCUGGAUUUUGGGAUCAGGACUUUGGGUCUGGGCUUUGUAGGGUCUGACUUUGGGGUCCGGAUUUUUGGGUCUGGAUUUUCGGGUCUGACUUUGGGGUCUGGUUUUUGGGGUGACACAGCGCUAGUGACCAAAGUUGUACAGGCAGGAGGGGGCUGAGGGUCCCCCCAAAACCCCCCUGGGGUUGUUUGGGGUCAGAGCCUGACCCCAAAGAAACAAAAAUAAGCACAAAAGUUCCCCCUGGGUGAACUCCUGUAAGUUAUUGGGAGAAGGUUGAAUUAUUUUUGUUAAUCACAUCUCGACGAUCAGUUCCUAGCUCCUUCCGCGGGGAGAUUUUAGAAAUAAUAAUAAUAAUUAAUUAAUAAUAAUAAUUAAUAAUUAAUAAUAAGCCAGAAGAAAAAAAAAAAAAACAAAAAAAACUUUUUUAUUAAAUCUUCCUCUAUGCAAA